UAACAAAACUUUUGUUUAAAAUAGCCGGGGUUAUUGCAACGAGUGGUGAAAUUUGGGACUGUUCCACUCACUUCUCUCUGGUUCACUCAAAUGCCGAAACGUCACGACAGGUGAUGUUUGGUUAUGGUCAGGUCAUGGCCAGGUUACGGCCGCUGUGUUAAGGAAUCGGGAAUAUGAAUGGUUGGGCUGUUGUCAAGGUGUGAAAGGUUAUGUUAAGUGGAUGGAAUGAAAAUCACGCAUAUAAAUAUUGCAUUUUCAUCUGCAAUAUGGGGAAUCACCAUAAUCAUGUGAUCAAAUGUGAAUAUCAUUAACACUUGUCAUAUUAGUGCCCGUGAUAUAGUUGUGAUAGUUGUGAGACAUUGACACCUUCGAUGUAGUGAUAGGUACUGGGGCACAUGUUAAUCUUAUUUAGUGCCUAUACGAUAAAAGGCAAUAAUGGCAUCUGUUGACACACAACCUGCCUACCCAAGGCUUUCUCGUGCCUUGAGAGCUUUUUCAACUUUAGAGCCCCCCAGGAAAAAUAGUAAACUUAUUGAACAUACACUUGAACAACGCCGAAAAUGGGAUACCACUCACUUGAAAACAUCCAAUUCCUGGCCAGACAUUUGUAAACAUGCCAUGAAUGAAAUGGGUCCAAAAUCACCAGCAUUGAAAUUAAUGCAGCAGCUUCGUAAUUUGGCUGUGGAAAUUACAGGUGGAGAUCAGUCAAAGGAGACUGUAGAUGAAGCCGCUGUCUUCCUUUUGUCCCUAUUUUUAAGAGAGAGAAUUGUUUUACACAAGCACCAAUUACUAUUGAAACAAAUGUUUGGUAAUGUUUCUCUUAACAUGGCAAAUAAAAUUCAUCAUUGUGUAGAGCAAAUAUCAUUUGAACUCUCAGAGAGCUUAGUGGAAUACAUACGUGGAGGUGUACGAACUCGUGAAGUGCAAGGUUUUGUGUUUGGGGAAGAUAUCAAAGUGAAUCCUCCUCAACGGACGUUUGAAGCUCCUGACACUUUUUUUUUACGUGACCUGUUGAUACAUCAAACAGAAACUACUGAUGCAUUUAAGGGUUUCUCCAUGAAAUAUGAUGAAUCUGCUGUUUUAGCUGGAAGUGCAAUGAGAGAUAUUGCUUUUGAACCUGACAGAAAAUAUGGACCAAAAUGGUUAGAAGGAGAAUUACAAAAAGUUUCAUGCAGCUUACCUGCAGAUGUCAUGUGCCAGACCGUCUUAAAUUUACUGCGAUCAGGACGUUCCAACGAUGAUCUUCAAAAUGAACUUUUUGAUCUUCUUGGAUUUGACCAGUUUGAGCUAAUUCAGACAUUGUUUGAACAUCGAUCGCAUAUAACAGCUCCCGAUUUGGUUACUGAAGAAAAAAUGGCAAUCAGUGCUACUCGUUCAUUGUUGGAAAGCAAGAAACCUAACUAUUGCGUUCAAGUGACUGUGCAGUCUGACAGAGAGAAACAGAUGAUCAAACAGGCUUUGAAAGAAGAAAAGCGUAUUCAACGCAUAAUUGCAAAAGUGGAGAAUGUAAGUGAUGAUGAAGGAAGUUCUCCUACACUUGUGAAUAUGAAUGAACUGAAGGUUAAAAGGCAAGCUGCAGCAAAGGCCAUGUUGAAACCCAUAUUUUCACGCCCACGAAGUACCCAAAUCCAAGAAGUGUAUCCUCAUGUCUAUGAUUCUCAGAAUACUGCAAAGCAAGCAGCUGGUUUUAUUGCUGGUCAGAAAAUGAUGUUACCUGUUGGUGUUGAACGUACAGAUAACAAGAUGUAUGAAGAAGUUAAUAUACCAACAAGUGAACCUGCUCCUCUUAGUGUAGGCAACAAACUUGUGGAAAUAUCUUCUCUUGAUGAGGUUGGUCAGAAGGCAUUCCAAGGAAUGAAGACUUUAAAUCGUAUUCAGUCUGUGGUUUUUGACACAGCAUACUACAGUAAUGAGAAUAUGUUGAUAUGUGCACCUACGGGAGCUGGCAAAACAAAUGUCGCUAUGUUAACCAUUGUAAAUCAACUGAGGCAAAGUAUGGAGCAUGGAGUAAUUCAGAAGGAUUCUUUUAAGAUUGUAUACAUAGCACCAAUGAAGGCUCUUGCUGCUGAAAUGACUGCAAAUUUUGGAAAAAGACUAGGGCCUCUUGGGAUUUCAGUACGAGAAUUGACUGGUGACAUGCAGCUAACAAAGACAGAGAUAUUGCAAACACAGAUGUUGGUUACUACACCUGAGAAAUGGGAUGUGGUGACAAGGAAAGGAUCAGGUGCUUUUUUUUAUUAUAGUGAUGUUGCUCUUACAAAUUUGGUUAAAUUGCUUAUCAUUGAUGAAGUUCACCUUCUGCACGGUGAUCGUGGUCCAGUGGUAGAAGCAUUAGUGGCACGAACUCUUAGACAAGUGGAGACAACUCAAAGUAUGAUUCGCAUUGUUGGUUUAUCGGCUACACUUCCUAAUUAUUUGGAUGUGGCAAGAUUCCUCCGAGUGAAUCCUCAUGCAGGAUUGUUUUUCUUUGAUGGUCGGUUUCGACCUGUUCCUUUGUCCUCUUGUUUUAUUGGUAUCAAAGCUCUUAAUAACAUGGUUCAAAUGACGCAUAUGGAUCAAGUCUGCUAUGAGAAAGUCACUAAACUUUUAAAGGAUGGCCAUCAGGUAAUGGUGUUUGUUCAUACACGCAAUGCUACAGCACGCACUGCCAAUGUACUCAGAGAGAUGGCUACACAGAAAGGACAGUUAGGGCUUUUUGAAGUAGAAAGCUCUGCAUCUUUAGGAACUGCACGCAAGACAGUAAUGCGUGCUCAUAAUAAACAACUUUGUGAUCUUUUUCAAGCUGGACUGGCAAUACAUCAUGCAGGAAUGCUUCGAUCAGACAGAAAUCUUGUGGAGAAAUAUUUCAGUGAAGGACUAGUCAAAGUCCUAGUUUGUACUUCAACAUUGGCUUGGGGUGUCAAUUUACCAGCUCAUGGAGUCAUUAUUAGGGGAACUGAAAUUUACGAUGCCAAACACGGUACUUAUGUGGAUUUAAGUAUUCUUGAUGUUCUGCAAAUUUUUGGACGUGCUGGACGUCCUCAGUUUGAUAAAUCAGGCCAUGGUGUGAUAAUUACUUCUCAUGACAAACUGAGUCAUUAUUUGAGUCUUCUAACCAACCAGUAUCCCAUUGAGAGUAACUUCAUUACUUGCUUGGCUGAUAAUUUAAAUGCUGAGGUUGCUUUAGGUACUGUUACAAAUGUAGAAGAAGCUGUUGAAUGGUUGAGUUAUACCUACCUAUAUGUGCGAAUGCGAAUUAACCCUCAAGUAUAUGGCAUUAACUAUCAGGAUGUAGUGAAUGAUAACACAUUGCUGCGACGUCGACGUGAGCUGAUAGAGAUAGCCGCAAAGGCACUUGAUGAGGCUCGCAUGAUUCGAUUCAAUGCGAAAACUGGUGAUUUGAGCAUAACAGAUUUAGGACGCACUGCUUCACAUUUCUAUAUCAAGUACAACACUGUUCAGGUGUUCAACCAGUCAUUUACAGAUGUAAUGACAGAAGCAGAUGUCUUUGCCAUGGUGUCACAGGCUCAAGAAUUUGAACAGCUAAAAGUACGUGAUGAUGAACUGGAUGAAUUGGAUGCCCUCACUCACAUAAAUUGUGAAGUGAAGGUGGCAGGAGGCUCUGAGAAUGUCCAUGGGAAAGUAAAUAUCCUCCUGCAGACAUUUCUCUCACGUGGCAAUGUCAAUUCCUUCUCCCUUCUUUCUGAUCUUUCUUAUGUGCAACAAAAUUCUGUACGAAUAAUGAGAGCUUUAUUUGAAGUUGCAUUGCGUCGUAACAAUGCAGUUAUGUCUGGUCGCUUUCUUAUGUUGAGCAAAAUGUUAGAGAGGCGACAGUGGGAUUUUGAAUCUCCCUUAAGACAGUUUCAGUGUUUAGGUCAUGAUAUUAUUCAGCGAUUGGAAGACAGUAAAUUAAGUAUUCACAAGUUGCGUGACAUGGAUGCAAAGGAAAUAGGAAUAUUUCUGCGACAUCACAAAAUGGGUCUACAAGUGAAGAAGUGUGCUUAUGAAUUCCCCCUCUUGGAAAUGGAAGCAUCUUUACAACCAAUAACAAGAACUGUUCUUCGGAUCCGGUUAUCUAUCACUGCAAAUUUUACCUGGAAUGACCGUGUCCAUGGAAAAACCUCAGAGAACUUUUGGGUGUGGGUAGAGGAUCCAGACUCCAACUUUUUAUACCAUCAUGAAUAUUUUCUACUUACAAGAAAACAGGUAAUAAAACGUGAAGUGCAGGAACUUGUGAUGACCAUUCCGUUGACAGAACCAUUGCCUAGUCAGUAUUAUGUUCGUGCCACUAGUGAUAGAUGGCUGGGUCCAUGUACAUCAUAUCCACUAACCUUUCAGCAUCUCAUCUUACCUGAACACCAUCCACCUCACACAGAUCUUCUUCCUUUGGAACCUCUGCCUAUCACAGUUCUCAAAGACCCUGCAUUUGAAUCUCUGUACAAUUUCUCACACUUCAACCCUGUGCAGACCCAAAUUUUUCAUUGUCUGUAUCACACUGACAGCAAUGUUCUAUUGGGUGCACCUACUGGUUCAGGAAAAACAAUUGCUGCAGAAGUGGCCAUGUUCAGAGUUUUUAAGCAGUACCCUGGCAUGAAGGUGGUGUACAUCGCGCCGCUGAAGGCGCUGGUGCGCGAGCGCAUGAUGGACUGGCAGGAGCGCCUGGAGCGGCGGCUGGGGCGACGCGUGGUGGAGCUGACGGGCGACGUGACGCCCGACGCGCAGGCCAUCGCGCGUGCGGACGUGAUCGUGACGACGCCCGAGAAGUGGGACGGCGUGAGCCGGUCGUGGCAGACGCGCAGCUACGUGCGCGCCGUGGCGCUUGUCGUCAUCGACGAGAUCCACCUGCUGGGCGAGGACCGCGGUCCGGUGCUCGAGGUGAUCGUGUCGCGCACCAACUACAUCGCGGCGCACACGGAACGCCGCCUGCGCGUCGUCGGCCUCUCCACGGCGCUCGCCAACGCGCGCGAUCUCGCCAACUGGCUCGACAUCGGGGAGAUGGGACUUUACAACUUCCGGCCAUCUGUUCGUCCAGUGCCUCUUGAAGUGCACAUAGCAGGUUUCCCUGGGAAACACUAUUGCCCACGCAUGGCCACAAUGAAUAAGCCAGCAUUCCAGGCUAUUCGCCAGCAUUCCCCCUCCCAACCUGUGUUAAUUUUUGUAUCGUCCCGCCGUCAAACCCGUUUGACUGCUUUAGACCUUGUGGCACUAUUGGCAGCUGAAGACAAUCCUAAACAAUGGUUGCAUUUACCUGAACAGGAAAUGGAACAAGUGGUGACCAGUGUCAAAGAUUCCAACCUCAAACUUACUCUUGCAUUUGGGAUUGGACUUCAUCAUGCAGGCCUUCAAGAACGUGAUCGACGUACUGUUUUGAUAGCCACUGCUACUUUGGCAUGGGGUGUAAAUUUUCCUGCACAUUUAGUUGUGGUGAAAGGUACUGAGUAUUAUGAUGGGAAGUCACGUCGUUAUGUGGAUAUGCCCAUAACAGAUGUUCUGCAAAUGAUGGGUCGUGCAGGGCGUCCUCAGUUUGAUGAUCAGGGUGUGGCAGUUGUGCUGGUUCAUGACGCCAAAAAAAACUUCUACAAGAAAUUCCUUUAUGAGCCUUUCCCAGUUGAAUCUAGUCUCUUGGAAGUGUUCCCUGAUCAUUUAUGUGCAGAAAUUGUGGCUGGCACAAUUCGCUCGAAACAGGAUGUUCUUGAUUACUUGACAUGGACAUAUUUCUUUAGAAGAUUGCUGCAGAACCCAAGUUACUAUCAGUUACAGGAUGUGAAUUCUCAUAAUAUCAAUGCUUAUCUUUCUGGUUUAACCCAGCGAAGUUUGAACACACUUGCAGAAGCUUACUGCAUUGAUUUUGAAGAGGAUGAAAGAGGGGUGGUACCUACAAGCAUGGGGCGCAUUGCUUCAUACUACUACUUGUCCCAUCAAACUAUGAUUUUAUUUCGUGAACGGCUUGCAUCAGACAUUGGAAUUGAGGAACUGUUACAUGUCCUAGCGGAUGUACAUGAGUAUGAAGAAAUGCCUGUUCGUCAUAAUGAAGAUCUUCUUAAUGGUGAUCUAGCUAAAAGCUGCCCAUUGGCUGUCGAUUCAUUUACUCUGGACUCCCCUCAUACAAAGACUUUUCUUUUGUUGCAAGCACAUUUCUCUCGAUUAGAGUUACCUUGUGCGGACUAUCUUACUGAUACAAAAUCAGUUCUUGAUCAAGCUCUUCGAAUCUUGCAGGCCAUGUUAGAUGUGGUGGCAGAACGAGGAUGGUUGGCAACUGCUUUGCGAGUGAUUCAGGUGCUGCAGAUGGCAGUACAGGCACGCUGGGUGUGGCAUUCUGAUCUUCUAACAUUGCCUCAUUUAGAACCACAUCACUUGUAUAUCUUUGCCAGACAAGAUCGCAAACUCCAACAUUUGGCUGGUUUGCGGCAUGAAGUAUGUAGGAACUAUGAGAAGUUGGCCAACAUGCUUCGUUCUCAACUAGAGGAGGGGCAAAUUGAACAAUUAUUUCAGGUUUUGUGUGAUAUGCCUGUUUUGUCAGUCCAUCUAUCUCUUCAUACAGUAUGGGAUAGUGCAGAAAGUGAAGGUGAUGAAGGGGCACAAAUGGAAAACUGUAAAUUAAAACAUGGCACUUGGACACCUGUUGUUGGUGGUAGAGAGUAUGUGUUAACUGUCCAAAUGCACCGCUUAAACAGGCCAAAAGCAAGUGGUGGAGGUUCUGGGUGCAGAGCUCAUUGCCCAAAAUUUCCACGAGGCAAGGAUGAAGGCUGGUUCCUCGUACUUGGCAAUGUGGAAUGUUUUGAGUUGUUUGCGCUAAAGCGAGUGUUCAGUUUGCGAGGUGGAAAGAGCUCUCAAUCACUCACCUUUAAAAUGCCUACCAAACCAGGGCGGUUGAUUUUGACUUUGUAUGUUAUGUCUGAUGCCUAUUUGGGACUUGACCAGCAGUAUGAUUUGCAACUUGAAGUGAAUUCAUCUAAAUCUCAACUUGAAAUGUCAGAUGGAGCUUAUGCAUUUCCUGACAAAGGAGUAUCAUGAAGCCUGACACAGGGAGUUAUAAUUAAUGUACCUGGGUUCGGUUGGAAGUGCUCAAAUGUACACUCUUGCCUCGUAACAAGACAAAAUGCAGUUGUCUAAUAGGUGCAAAAUAUAUUAGUAUCCUCAGAUAUUGUUGCACAUUACCUGUCAACAUGGCACGACAGUGAAUUUCUAUCAAUUUUCUUGGAGUUCACUGCAAUUGUUGGUUAUGUGAGGGUUUUGAUGUCACUUAUGAAAAUAAUGUGUAUUUUUGUGAUAUGAAAAACGACUUAGGGACCUAUUAUUGUGAAUAAUAUUAUUGUUAUUUCUGUUUUCCCUGCAACACCUUUUCAGCUGUGAUUUAGGGAAAUAAUAAUUGUGAUAAUAUUCCAGUCUCUUGUUGUACAUUACAGUGAGAUAACAAAAAAUUCAAAACUACUAUUUAAUCAAUCAGCCAAUGUCUUUCUUUAAAACAUUGUGAAGAAUGACCCAAACGCAUUUCAUGUACAUUUAUGUGUAUACCCUAAAGAAUGAUGUUAAUAUAUUGUAAAUUGGUGGCAAGGUAGGGUGUUUUAAGCAAUGUUUACUCUGUAAAGUGAAAUGUAUUUUGCUAUACAGUAACUUAUUAAAUAUGUUUGGAUGCAUUGC
Molecule: messenger RNA, 7620 nt
Organism: Gryllus bimaculatus (two-spotted cricket)
Lineage: Eukaryota; Metazoa; Arthropoda; Insecta; Orthoptera; Gryllidae
Source: the annotation of a GenBank genome assembly